AUGAAAAAAUCAUAUACUUUUAUAAAUGUGACAAUAUUGUUGUUCUUGACACUUUUAUUAUUCCUCACUUAUUAUAAUUAUGAUACCUUUUCUAAAACAAAAUUCAAUAAUAAUAUCAAAAUUGACAUAAACAGAUUUAAAAGAAUUAUAGCCGAAGCAAGUGAAGAACAGAAAUAUCCUUGGGAAGAAGACUUUUGUUUAAUAUUAAAUGAGGAAGAGUUAAUAAGACCUGAACAUAAUGACUCACCUUACUUACCCGAACAUUAUGAGAAUAUAGAUAAAAUAAAUGAACUAAGUAUUAACUCAACAAAAAUAUGGAAAGAAACUAUUAAAAAGAUGAGACAAAAUUAUGAAAAAGAAACAGAUAAUAUGAAUCAUAAUUGGAGAGAUUUUAUGUGGCAUUAUAAAUGGGCAAAUAUAUAUUUAUACAAAGUACAUAAACUUAUUAAUAUAACUCUUAAAGAUUUAACAAACCCUAUACAUGAUAAAGAAGAAACUAUAACAACCUGGAUAAAAUGGAUACAAGAAGAUAUUGAAUAUUUUUUAUUUAAUCUACAAGUAGAAUGGCUUAGAAUUUUAACUCUAGAAUUGUUUUAUAAAAAUAAAGAAUAA
Messenger RNA from Plasmodium falciparum 3D7, 612 nucleotides. RefSeq lists its product as uncharacterized. The record is from RefSeq and is a predicted model, not a curated record. Lineage: Eukaryota; Apicomplexa; Aconoidasida; Haemosporida; Plasmodiidae.